AAAAGUAAAGGGCAGCGGUGGGCUAACGAUUUCUUAUCGAUUCUCCUGUCAGCUGGCAACGCUAAACCAAAACAUACAACAAAAUUAAAAGGGAAAUCAAAACAAGGGAACGCGGUCAUUGAAAUUUCAGAAAAUACUGCUUUGUUUGCUUUAAUGGGAAUGGGAAUGGCUUUUUGCCCCGUAGAUAUGUAGAUAUCACAUGGAGGCACGGCUCGCAGCGAACACCCGCCAAUCCAAACCAUUUACAUUUACCACCUAGAUUAGCUGGGCUCGCAAACAACGGAUAAGACUGUAUAUCAGCUGUACGUACGUACGGCUAUUUGGUGAUAAAACCAGCGCCAUAGUUCCACUUCCACAAAGUAACAAAGAGAAGACUGAGCCGAACAACCUGCCAUUCUGAUGCCGACGCCCCACCGAGAUUAAAGCCCACUUUUCGCGCCCCAUCCGCAGUUGUCCAGCGACCCCAAGGCACUACACAUCGCAACGAUAGCCAAAUACGCAUAGGAUUCCGACGAUGUGCGUGAUAUUCUUUUGUGCGGACUCGAAUCCGCAGCCUGGUGGCUACAAGCUCAUCCUGGCCUCCAAUCGGGACGAGUUCUUUGCCCGCGCCACUAUGUCGGCGGCCAAGUGGGCGAAUGCCGAUCAUGUUUACGGAGCUUGAUGGCAGUCGAAUCGAACGAAUCCCUCACAAGAUCUGCAGCCUAAUUGGAUUUCCAGCCACGUUACCCAUAAGUGUGGAUCAACUUGAGCAAAUAUUUAUGUAUCCCCCCAUUUUAGGGAUCGAUCUGGAGCCGGGACGCGAGGGCGGCACCUGGCUGGCGAUCGGCCACUCCGCUGGCUUCUUCAAGGUGGGCGCCCUGCUCAACCUGACCGGCGAGCCCAAGCCGCGCGAUGCAGUUGCGCACAAGAACAUUUUGCAACCGCAUAAUCACAACAGCAACAGCACCGGCAUUAACCUUUGCCCCAAGCCCACCACCUCCAACAGCUACCGUCAUCCGAAUCCGAAUCCAAAUCAGAACCCGAAUACGAAUCCGAGUAGGGGGCAAUCGAAUAACGAACAUUUCUUACUAGGGCGCGGCAUGAUUGUGGCGGACUAUGUCACCCGGGCGGACGAGGAGCACAGCAUCCUGAACUACAACGAAAGGCUGCUCAAGGACUGCACCAAGUACUCUGCCUUCAACUUUGUGUCCAUCGAAAUUGGAUCUGCAUCCCAGCCCGCUCGCGUGAAGCUGCUGAGCAAUGUGCCGCCCACGCUGGAGGAUUUCCAGAACGGCGAGUGCUACGGAUUCGGCAACAGUCUGCCGCACUCUCCGUUCGAGAAGGUGCGUCAUGGCAAACAGGAGUUCGAGGCGAUCGUUAAGGCGCACGGGGGAGCCAGCGUGGAGACUCUGUCCGCCCAGCUGAUGCAGUUGCUCCGCAACAAGCACAAAUUCUGGCCGGACCACGAGCUAAAGACACGUGCGCCCAACUGGGGCGAGGGAUUGAGUGCCCUAAAUGUCCAUAUCGAAGAGCAUGCCUACGGCAGCCGCACACACACCGUUGUCCUGGUGGACAGCGAGAAUAAGAUGCACUUCAUCGAGGAAACAAUGACUGGGUUGGAUCCGCACGGCGAAUGGAACAAGACCCACAUUGAAAAGGAUUUUCAAAACAGCGUUUGACCACGGACAGGAUGACGCAACUUCUUGACCUCAAUCUCGUUCGAAGACUUUCCUUUUGUGGAAUAACUUAAUUGGCUGAUAUUCUACUAAUCUGUAUUUUGACUCUGGCAUUUGCGAUAAUAAAUAGUCAUAUUUACUAUAUAUUUAAUGAA
Messenger RNA from Drosophila simulans, 1810 nucleotides. RefSeq names its product transport and Golgi organization protein 2 (gene Tango2). Gene Ontology annotation, biological process: protein secretion; Golgi organization. The coding region runs from base 636 to 1658 and encodes 340 amino acids. The record is from RefSeq and is a predicted model, not a curated record. The transcript has 4 exons. Gene Ontology annotation, cellular component: Golgi apparatus. Lineage: Eukaryota; Metazoa; Arthropoda; Insecta; Diptera; Drosophilidae.